AUGGCAGACAGUGAAUGGGAGACUGGCAAAAUUCUGGAAAAGAUGGAGCUGGAAGACAGGCAACUAGGCAGCAAUCUGCAAGAUUAUUCCACCGUGGCUUACUGUGACCAGAGCCAGAAAGUGCAGAAGGUGAUGGUGCAGACCAUCAACCUCAUCUUCGGAUACUUGAAAAACAAAUCCUGGAUUCAGGUGUGGCUUUAUGAGCAAGUGAAUAUGAGGAUAGCGGCCUGUAUCAUUGGCUUUGAUGAGUAUAUGAACCUUGUAUUAGAUUAUGCAGAAGAGAUUCAUUCUAAAACACAGUCAAGAAAACAAUUGUGUUGGAUCAUGCUAAAAGGAGAUAAUAUUACCCUGCUGCAAAGUGUCUCCAACUAG
This is a messenger RNA of Carlito syrichta (Philippine tarsier), 372 nucleotides long. RefSeq names its product small nuclear ribonucleoprotein E-like. The transcript is spliced from 2 exons. Gene Ontology annotation, biological process: spliceosomal snRNP assembly; mRNA splicing, via spliceosome. Bases 1 to 372 code for a protein of 123 amino acids. NCBI's taxonomy places the organism in Eukaryota, Metazoa, Chordata, Mammalia, Primates, Tarsiidae. Gene Ontology annotation, cellular component: U2 snRNP; U4 snRNP; U5 snRNP. The record is from RefSeq and is a predicted model, not a curated record.